Messenger RNA from Gloeophyllum trabeum ATCC 11539, 1383 nucleotides. RefSeq lists its product as uncharacterized. The record is from RefSeq and is a predicted model, not a curated record. Lineage: Eukaryota; Fungi; Basidiomycota; Agaricomycetes; Gloeophyllales; Gloeophyllaceae. Bases 1 to 1383 code for a protein of 460 amino acids. The transcript is spliced from 8 exons. Gene Ontology annotation, biological process: nucleocytoplasmic transport. Gene Ontology annotation, molecular function: structural constituent of nuclear pore. Gene Ontology annotation, cellular component: nuclear pore.
AUGGCAUUCGCAUCCAGUUCUUCAGCAUUUGGCAUGAAGCCGGCGGCUACCACGUCUGCACCAUCCCUCUUCGGAGGCCCUAAACCUACAGGCUCACUAUUUGGCAACACCCAGCCAGCCCAGUCUCAGCCUGCGAGCAGUCUCUUCGGACAAUCCACAUCGCAGCCAUCUGGCAGCCUGUUCGGUUCGAACGCCCAGUCGCAACCUGCCACCAACAGUCUCUUCGGCGGACAGAAUCAACCUCAACAGCAGCAGCAACAACAACCAGCAACAGGGGGUGGUCUAUUCGGCAAUACUGCACCGUCGCAACAAUCUUCCACGGGUGGCGGUCUAUUCGGAAAUACAACACAAUCCCAGCAACCAUCGACAGGUAGCGGUCUAUUUGGUAACACCACGCAAACUCAACAGCCUUCCUCGAGUCUGUUUGGAAGCACGACGCAACAGCCUUCCACUGGGCUCUUUGGCCCUACCACGACACAACAACAAUCUGGCUCAGGUGGUCUCUUUGGAUCUUCCCUCUUCGGAAAUACGAACACAUCGCAGCAACAGCAAAACCAGGGUGGCAGUAGCUUGUUCGGGUCGACGAAUCAGCAGCAGCAGGGUGGGGGUCUGUUUGGGGGAAGUACGACGGGGACAAAUCCGCUUCAAGCUCAGUCUACGCUGCCUGCAGGUGGUUUUGGGACGGGGACGGGGUCAUCGUUGUUUGGCAAUCAGCAGAGAACACAACCCGUACAGCAAGCCGGCGCACCGCCGUUCACCAAGAACACGAGGUUCAAUGACCUGCCUGACCAGCUCAAGAAGACCUUCGAGGAUAUCGAGAGUCACAUACAGGGGCGCAUACAAAUCGGAAAGGGUCUGAAGCAACGGGACCUAGGAGAGGACGCCGUCAAAGGCCAGGAGCAGCUCCGUAAAGCCCAGAAGGACCUUGUUGGUGUCCUGUCGACGACACACACAGACGCGCUGCAGACACGGGACCUGAAAGCAAAAGUCGACCAGGCUGUCCAAGAUAUGAUUAUCACUACUCGGAUCUUGGAAGGAUUCCGUAACCCACAGCAGCAUGGCGCCUAUCUAAGAGACCACGCAGGAUUCCCCCUGGAGUUCUUCCAGCGCAUUACGGAGCAAAUGAAAGACCGGCUUCAAUGGUACAAGUCUACAAUCGAACAAAUUGAGCGCAAACUAGCCUCCGCUUCCAGUCAGGCGCAGUAUACGCCGCAAGCUACUCUUGAGACGCAGCACGCCACAUUCAUGGCCCUGGCAAGCAAGACGGCCGAUCUGCACGCGGAGCUGCAGAAGAUAAAGGCGAUCUAUACGCAACUAUGGCGGGCCAAGACCGGGAGUAUGAGGGAUCCAUUCGAUGGGUCGGGUCCGGGGCUGGAGAUGUAG